Molecule: messenger RNA, 2806 nt
Organism: Colias croceus (clouded yellow)
Lineage: Eukaryota; Metazoa; Arthropoda; Insecta; Lepidoptera; Pieridae
Product: delta-sarcoglycan-like
Exons: 7
Coding region: 425-1435 (336 amino acids)
Biological process (GO): cardiac muscle tissue development; heart contraction
Cellular component (GO): sarcoglycan complex; sarcolemma
Source: RefSeq, a predicted model, not a curated record
CUGAAGCACACGAACCUCUUUCAGUCCGUGCACGCGCAACUUAUUUCGUAACAUUGUCGCCUGUGUUUCUAUGUAACUUAGGAAGUGUUGCCAAAAUUUAUGCGUUUUUAAAGUUUGAAAAAUAAAUUCCUUUUACUUGAUGCAGAUAGUCACGAUUUUAAAAUAAUUUGUGACUUUUCUUACUUUUAUCCAAGAAGUUAGAACAGUGCAUACAAUGUUGGAAUAGCAGCUCUAACAAGCUGAGCAUCUGAAGUUGUUAACCGUCCCGAGUGGCUGACCGGCGCAUAAUUCUGUAGCCGCACUUACUAACUCCACGCGAACGGGCACUUCGAAAGUGUUCGUGCCAACAGUUCGGUCGAACCACCCACACAUUAAUUCCUUCCGCAUGGAUAAGUGCCGACGAUAGACACCCAAAUAUUAGGAUAUGGACACGCACUCGCUAGGCCGCAAUCGUCAAACACCUGCGGCCAGAAAUCACAUCGUCUACACCGAUCAUAAAGGACGAAAGAUUCCUUAUGCCGACAAGAUCACUCCGGAGCCAAUCCUCAACAACAAUGCGGCUCGGGACACAAAGGCGGACUCGAUCAGGAACAGUUAUAAUAGCCAAUUCAAAGUUGGCAUUUACGGCUGGCGGAAGAAAUGCCUUUACAUUCUUGUCAUGGCACUCAUGUUUAUGAUGAUUAUAAAUCUCGCAUUGACGCUUUGGGUUUUGAAAGUUUUAGAUUUUAAUUCAGAAGGAAUGGGUCAGCUCCGAAUAGUGCCAGGUGGUCUCCAGUUACUCGGACAAGCUCUAGUGCUAGAUUCGUUGUUUGCGUCAAGCGUGAAGUCACGACGCGGCCAUCCGAUUUCCAUCGAAUCUUCGAGAAAUUUUACAGUUUCUACCCGUGAUGCUCAUGGCAUUGUUCAAAGUAGACUGUUUUUAAGUCACGAUCGCUUAGAAGUAAAUGUAGGGCGGUUAGAAGUACGUGACGCUCGCGGGGCCUUGCUCCUCGGCGCGGGCCACGACGCGGUGACGGUGGGCGCAGACAACUUGCUCGUGGCCAGCCCCGCCGGCGCCUCCUUCAACACCGCCGUACAAACUCCGCUCGUUAAGGCACCACCGUCUAAGCAAUUGAUGCUAGAGUCCCCCACGCGUUCACUAGAGAUGCACGCAGCUCAGAACAUUGCGCUGGAGUCGCGCGCCGGCGACAUUAGUGCUAGCUGCCUCACCACGUUCCGCCUGCGGUCUGUUGCUGGAUCGAUAAGACUAGACGCGCCAAGUAUAUAUAUGCCAAAGCUAAAAUCAGCGUUACCACUGCCACCGUCAGCGUCACACUCACACGACCCACACCAUCAGAAUAUCUACCAACUGUGCGCGUGUGCGAACGGGAAACUCUUCCUUGCUCCACCUCAUGGGGUUUGCGCUGCGAGGGAAGAGAGUCUUAUAUGCCGAUGAUGCUUUGAUUUUGUGAUUGAUGUAAGAAGACUUCGAGAAACAAGAAUCAUAUUAUUUUGGGUGCAUGAAUCAAUGUGCCUAUUUGUACAUUAUUAUUGUGUAUUGUUAUAUGUUUUAAUUAUAAUCAGCAAUUGGUUAUUUUUAAUAAAAAAUCAAAACAUGAAUGAGUAAAAGUAAUAAAAUGUUUUGGUUCAAAGGUUACUUAUUAUCAUCAACUGCUUUGAAUAUAAAUAAAUCACCAUGAGACAUGACAUGAAUUCUUCUCUGGCGACUUUAAAAAAUGUCUGAUGUGUUAUAGUUGCGUUAUUUUUAACAAAGAACAAGGUAAAUUUAGGGGCUAUUCAAAUCUAGAGCUAAGAGUUUGGGCCAAACUAUUACGCUUACAAGUUGUAAUAAACAAAUAUUCUAUAAAAAUAUCUUCUUACAUCAAAUUAUUAGCAAAUAUGUGGAUAGACAGUGUAUAAAAAUAUUAAAUAUAUAAUGUAUAGACAGCUUUAGGUGUGAGAUGGUUUACGUAAGUAGAAGGCUUUUUUGAAUGUAUGAUAGCGAAGACAUUCCGAAUUUUAUUUAAAAUCAUCCCCCAAGCACAUCAAGCUUUACAACAUUAUUGAAAUUUAAAAUCUUCUUCUACUUUAAAGAGAAUAAAAUUUAAUUUAAUUUUAACUAAUUACUAAAUCAUUUAAGAUGCGGUGAGCGAAACGUGACUCUGAGUUCGAUUGUUUAAAGCCUGUAGUUUCAGUUUACGAUUCACGAUUGCUCACUGUUGCAGGUUUGCGAUUAGCAAAGGCAGUUAACCCAUCACAGAGAAUACAAAACGCAUUCCCGACCGUCUAAGUGAUUUAGUACUGUAAACUUUGAAUAAAAUCAUUAUACAACGACAACAAACGUAUCAGAAUAGGUACAUAUAAUUAAUAACUAGUGCCUUUGGAGUCGCAAUUAAGAAUACAUUGGCUGAAUUAUCGCAAUUUCUUCGGUAUGUUAAGGAAUGUAUACAAUUAUACAUACAUGGUGUUGUGAUAGAAUCUAGAAGUAGAUUGUGUUCAAAUCUGUAUAUUAGAUUAUUUAUCUAAGCAAAGCACUUGUGUUUCAAACCCUAUGCAAGUUUCAGUUUGAAGCUCAAAUGUUAAUGGGUCGUAAAGAUUAUUGUAAUAUAUGAUUCAUAUUAUAAAUUAAAAAACCAAAUAUAGUUUAUGAAGUUUAUGUUUCUUAGUACUAGAAGAAAACAAAUUAUCGAGUUUGUUGCUUGCUUCAAAAGCUUAUUAGUUGCCAGUAGCCAGAAUCUUUUUCUAUGUAGAUAUUUGUAAAAUUGUUGUAAAAGAGAAGAUUGUUGAUUAUUAAUAUAAUUGUACAUAUCUAUAUGAUAGAAAUAUA